Messenger RNA from Aureobasidium musti, 1893 nucleotides. The record is from the annotation of a GenBank genome assembly. NCBI's taxonomy places the organism in Eukaryota, Fungi, Ascomycota, Dothideomycetes, Dothideales, Saccotheciaceae.
AUGUUUGCAUCGAUCUUGACUCUAGCCACGUUGGCACUUGCGGCCAUCGCAUCUUGGGACGGCAAUAUCAAUUUUCAAAGCCCAUCGUUACAGCACCGAGAUCUGGGUCUCGAUGUAGCCAAGAUCCAGAAGCGUACUGGUCUUGUUGCGAGGCAAGACGUAAACUUCACGGACAGCCAGCUCAACUUCACUCACGGCGUGGCUUCUGGCGAUCCAUACCCACACUCAGUCAUUCUUUGGACCAGACUUGCUCCAAGUCUUGCUAGCGAUCAAUCCAACGUCACUGUGUCUGGUAAUGUACCAUUCUACAACCACGACACUGAAGAAUAUAUCCAAGCUUCGAAGCACAAAGUCUGUGCACAAUGGCGCAUUGCUAGCGAUGCAAACUUCACCCAUGUGAUUGAUCAUGGCACUGCUUAUACCACGUCUGAUAUCGAUUUUACCAUCAAGGCAAACAAGUUGCGCCCGUUCACUACCUACUACUACCAGUUCACUCAAUGCGGUACCAGCAACCACUCUCCAGUCGGCCGCACCAAGACAUCUCCCGAGGCACACCAGAAGAUUGACAAGAUUAGUCUGGCCGUUUACUCAUGCUCGAACUAUCCUAAUGGCUACUUCAAUGCAUACGGAAAUGCUGCCCGCAAAGAUCGUGUUGAUUAUGUUGUCCACUUGGGUGACUACAUCUACGAAUCCAGCGUCGGUGUGCAGGGCCGUGAUGCUCGCGCUACUAACCCCAGCCGGGCUCUUUUGACACUGUACGAUUACAGAACCAGAAUUGCUCAAUACAGGACCGAUGCCGACUUGCUACUCUCUCACCAAAAGUUCGCAUGGAUCGCAACAUGGGAUGACCAUGAAGUCGCCAACAACGGAUAUCGCGAUGGUUUCAGCGCCAUGAACAACACCGAAGACUCUUUCAGCCGUUCGGGUGGCGUCAGCGUCGAUCAACGCAAGAUGAAUGCUGUUCGUGCUUACUUCGAGUGGAUGCCCAUUCGUCAGGUCAACAUGGACGACAACCUUCGGAUCUGGAGAAACUUCCAGAUGGGUACCCUUCUCGAUUUGACCAUGCUUGACACUCGCAACUACGAUCGUUCUAUCACUGAUCUUAACUGGAACACAGAUUACAUCUACGACAUCCACAACGAUGCUGGCCGCUCGCUCAUGGGCUCUCAGCAAGAAAACUGGUUCUACAAGACUCUGAUCUCAAGCAAGAAACGUGGUGCAGCCUGGCGCAUCAUCGGCAACCAAAUUGUCUUCAGCCGAAUCAACAUCACAUCCUGGUUUGGCACAUUUGAGAAUCCCUACAAUGAGGACCAAUGGGACGGCUAUCAGGCGAACCGUAACAGAACCUUCCAGACACUUUAUGAUCAUGACAUCGGAAACAACAUCAUGCUCGCUGGCGACUCUCAUGCUAACUGGGUUUCUGACUUGGUCUGGUUGGACGAACAUCCCUACGAUUCUGCUACAGGUAAGGGUGCCGUGGGUGUUGAAUUUGCUGGUACGGCAGUCACAUCUUCAGGAUUCGGUGGCACGAUCAGAUCUGCCAACAAUCAAUCUUCAACUCUUGUUCGCGACAAUUCUGAGCUGCAGUGGAAUGAAGGAUACUACAGAGGCUACUUCGAACUGCAAGUAGGCUAUGAUGCUGUGCAUGCCUCGUACUAUGGCAUGCCCACAGUUGCCACUCGAAACCCACUCGAGAUCAGCUUGGCUAACUUCACUGUUGUCAAUGGAGCAAACAAGCUUCAGCGACCUGUAGCAGGAGGGAAGGUGGAGAGCGGAUUCAUCAAAACUGGACACGUGCAGAUGACCAACUUGACGUACAACACGCAGAACCAGUCCUGGGCUGUGAGGGAUGACUUCAACCAGAUGUUCAUUUCAUACCCGCGCACAACUUGA